AUGAACAAGAUGGUAACAAAUAGAGGUGUCUUGCCAAAGGAUCGCUUCAUUCGGCUAUCCUUUCUCGUCGUUCGGAUGCAAGUGGAAAAAUCACAACCACGGACUCCUAAAUCAGCCCAAUUGCCCAAGGUACAACUAGAAUCAAAGCCGUUGUUAGAGUCGGAGAUAGUGCCAAAAUCGAAUCUAAAUGUGGUUCGGGUAAAUGGUUGUCCUAUAUUCGAUGUUGCUCGUUAUGUUCUUAAUGGAUUAAGGUUGAUCCGGUCUUUGUUGCCUUAG
Dovyalis caffra is the source of this 276-nucleotide messenger RNA. NCBI's taxonomy places the organism in Eukaryota, Viridiplantae, Streptophyta, Magnoliopsida, Malpighiales, Salicaceae. The record is from the annotation of a GenBank genome assembly.